Corticium candelabrum is the source of this 2916-nucleotide messenger RNA. RefSeq lists its product as uncharacterized. The transcript has a single exon. NCBI's taxonomy places the organism in Eukaryota, Metazoa, Porifera, Homoscleromorpha, Homosclerophorida, Plakinidae. Gene Ontology annotation, molecular function: protein binding; beta-glucosidase activity. The coding region runs from base 1 to 2916 and encodes 971 amino acids. Gene Ontology annotation, biological process: carbohydrate metabolic process; proteolysis. Gene Ontology annotation, cellular component: extracellular region. The record is from RefSeq and is a predicted model, not a curated record.
AUGGCUUGUUGUCUAUUGCUUUCUUUCAUGAUAUCCAUUCCUGUUGCAAACGCUGCUGCAACUGUUUCGGACAGCAUAGCAGACCUCAUCGACUCAUUGCAGUUCCGCAACUUCGACGUCGUGCGACGCGACCAGAACUUCACGAUCUCGACCAUUUCGUCGAUCUACAACGAAGGCUACACGUACAUGGGUCAAGGCAGUUCGUCGUUUCACAUCAACGGUCUGCCCUACUUGUUUGAAGUCAAAACGUCCGACGUCAAACCGAAUGCGAGCACAAUCGAGGUCAACACCGACUUUCCUGGCAACGAUUACUUGCACGUUCCGACAUGGUCGAGCAUGGAGAACUACAGACAGUGCGAAGCUCGCUGCGACGGAGACGAAAAGUGUUUUGCUUGGGUGUUCGAGCCGAAGAGCGGAUGCUAUCUCAAGUCUGCGGUACCGCCGAGAGUAUCCAAAGAGGGUGACAUGUCGGGCUGCAAGAAAGGCGUUUUGGAUAAAAAUUGUGGCAACGCUAACGUAACUCUAUCAACUCCACCGUCGGGAAUGCGUUCUGCGGUGCCCCUGGGAAGUCUAGGAGGAGGAAAUAUGGAGCUGAGAGCGGACGGACGCCUCGCUGACUGGUCGAUAUUCAAUAACGAGCCAGAAGAAAAGAACGGAGCGAAAAUGGACGUGGACGAAGCAGCGUUUGGUGUACUGACGUCUCACAAGGCAGAAACGAAUGCGUUUCUGCUCAGAACGCGUCCGCCCGGUGUCGGUCUCCCGCCGGUCGACUCUCUGUCAUACGAGGGAGCGUUUCCGGUAUCCCGCCUUUCUGUCAACGAUUCGCGCAUGCCCGUUGAUCUCCGCCUGACGGCAUUCAGUCAGUUCGCACUUCAAAGUCCGAACGAGUCCAUCACGCCGGCCAUCGUCUUUUUUUUCGACAUUCGCAAUCCAACUCAAUCGCGUUCCGACGUCGAUGUCGCGCUGUGGUUUAAUCUUCCCGACGUCAUUGGAGUGGACGCGUUCGGACCGGCGACUAGAAGGAAUGGCGUCGUGAUGAGAAAAGACGGAAAACUGCCGUCGUCUGGUAACAUGACGGUUCAAGUGUUUAACGUAUCGGAGGAUGGUUUGAGUCCAGAAUCGAUGAGCACGACGUGGCAAGUGGCGGACAACGUUGAAUCGAAUUGGAAGACUUUUGUGGAUUCGGCGGGAAAACUGAACAAUUCGGGAGCGACAAACCAACCAAAUAUGCACGGUGCAGUCGCUUGGAAAGGAAGAAUUCCUGCAGGUAACAAGGUGUCUGUUGCUCUCGUUCUCGCCUGGUUUUUUCCUCACCGCCAAUGGUCGACCACCGACGUCGGCAAUUACUACAGCAAUUUCUUUAGUUCCGCCGAGGAUGCGGCGGCCGUGAUGGCACAGAAUGUCCCUCAAACUCUGCAGUGGAUUCACUUGUGGCAAACGCUGUGCUUCAACGAGGACUACCCGGAAUUCCUGCAAGACAGUCUGGUGAACAGCGCGGCGACGUUCGGCAAGACCGGUCUCUUUCUACGCGACGGCCGCUGGCGUCAGUUCGAGAGCAAGAGCUGCUCGCAGAUGGAGCCUCCUCACAUCCACUUCUAUCGUGCGUUAGCAUACAGCUUCCUCAUGCCAUCCCUAGAGCGUCAAACAGUCGAACUCUACGCUUCCACUCAGCUCCCGGACGGCACGAUAUCGGAACAAUUCGGUGGCGGCUGUGGAGACGCAUCUCGAUCUUAUGAUCUCGACCACCCUAGUGGCGGAGCACGAGGCGACGACAACGGAGUAUUCAUACUCGACGUGUUGUUGAACUUCGCGUUUACCCUAGACGGUGAAGACUUUGUAGACCGAGUUUGGCCGCAAACGUAUAAAGCAUUGCGCUGGCAGUUGGAUCACGCGUCUAAAUAUGGUUUAACAUCCGAUCUGGUGAAUACGUUUGACGAGCACGGUCAGAUCGGAGACGUGAACUCUUACAAUGCGUUUAUCUAUUUGGCCAGUCUAGCAGCAGGCGAGAUUCUCGCGGACCGAGCAGGCGACAAGUCGUUCGCAUCCGAGCUUGAGAAGGCGAGACAAACGGGACUCGAUCAGCUGGAGAAGCUGCUCUGGACUGGCACUCACUAUCGCUCCUUCUGGUGCGCAAACGGCAAGCACUCCGAUCAGGCGCUCCAAUCCGACAGUCUCUAUGGUCAAGUGUGGGCUACGAUGCUCGCUCUCAACACGAGCGUUGACGUCCACAAAAUCGUCGCUCACCUCAAAACGGAACGGCAAUGGAACCUGACGCCCUACGGCAUCCGCUUUUGCACCAACCGCACGACCGACUACCACUGCGACGGCAACACAGCAAGCACAACGACACAUGCAAACCUGCAGUCUCUACAUGCUAACCAGCAGUCUCCAGACGUCGGAUUCCAAGACUUCGAUACGUGGGAGGCACACUCUUACACACACGCCUUUCUCGCCAUCCACCACAACAUCACCGCCGUCUCCGACUCACUCGACGUCGCCCGUCGGGUGGCCGACAAGUACCGCAUCGCACUCAAAGACCAAUGGGACUACCGAGAUCUCUCAUCCGUCUACCCGGACGCACCCAAUCACAUCCGACCCGUUUGCAACUCUCACUACUCUCGCCAGCUCAUCUUCUGGACAAUACCGGUAACCCUCAGCGGGCAGAGCUACGACGCACGAACCGGAACGCUCGCAUUCAACCCCAAGCCGCAGUACGACCGCCAAUGGCCCGUUCUACUGCCGUCGGGCAGCGGACUCAUCACACGACACAACGACUGCUACAAACUUCGAGUUUUAUCCGGAUCGAUCGACGCCUCGUCGAUUACCGUCAAUGGAGACGCGUUAGAGAUCGACGAAGGACUUACGAGUACAGCCGAACAUACGAAAGUUCUUUGCAGUAAAAAAGAAAAUCCUUAA